Molecule: messenger RNA, 1841 nt
Organism: Gamsiella multidivaricata
Lineage: Eukaryota; Fungi; Mortierellomycota; Mortierellomycetes; Mortierellales; Mortierellaceae
Product: endoplasmic reticulum Oxidoreductin 1-domain-containing protein
Exons: 8
Coding region: 198-1841 (547 amino acids)
Biological process (GO): protein folding in endoplasmic reticulum
Cellular component (GO): endoplasmic reticulum; endoplasmic reticulum membrane
Molecular function (GO): protein-disulfide reductase activity; FAD binding; thiol oxidase activity
Source: RefSeq, a predicted model, not a curated record
CAACAAUCGGCUAUUCCCAUUCAUGUCCUUUCUGACUUCUGUCUUCUUUCUUUGCACCAUCCUCUGUCCUUCUUACUUCCACUUCAACACAACUUCAAUAUCCAUCUACCCUCAAACGCUUUUAACGUCAUACAGCAAUACACAGCAUUACUCAGCAACGCACCAGAGUAACAACUAAGAAUUGAGCGCCGAUUACGAUGCCUCGAAUGCCGAAUGUCUGUGGACCGAUUCUCGUGGUUCUCAUUGCCGUGCUGGUCGCUGGCAUGCUCUACGAGAACACCAACAACUCAACUGUAUCCUGGACUGAACCGAGACAGGAUUCCAUGCGCAACAAACACGAUAGUCAGCAACCGCUGCCACCGCCGCAGUGUUCCAAUCCCUCAGGGUUGAUAGGAGACUCGUCCUGUUGCGAUUACGAAACUGUAGGAAAGCUCAAUGUUGACUUUUCCACCAAGCUGCACGAGAUCGUCAACAUGCCCUUUUUCCGGUACUUUAAGGUCAACUUGUACAAGGAAUGUCCCUUCUGGAACAAUGCAGGGCUUUGCAUGAAUGAAGAUUGCUCCGUGGAGACCAUAGACCAAUCUCGAGUUCCUGAACAAUGGAAGGCUGCCAACCUGGCAAAGGUUUCAAUGUCGUCAAACCCGCUUUUUGGAGCACUACCAACAAGACCGCUGAUGAAGGAACAGGACUUUUGUGUCCCAGAGACAGGUGCAGGUGAAGUUUAUGUGGAUCUCAGGGACAAUCCCGAAAGAUUCACGGGUUAUUCUGGCCCCUCUGCUGCCAUGGUCUGGAAGGCGAUCUAUGAGGAGAACUGUUUUGACGUGUCCAAGGAGAUGACAGCAGGAUGCCAGUACUGUGAGUCAGAACGAGCAAAACUCAAGGACCAGAGCAAGCAUGCGGACGAUCACGACCAUGGAAAGGAGAACAUAUUGGUACCACCGGAGCCUGCACCCAUGAAGUCAAUCAAGCCCUCACGGGAAGAGAUGAACGAGAUUUUUUCGCGAGUACCCAAGGACAAGAAUGAGCUCCAGCAGUUGAUGCAGGGGAUCGCCAAGGAUGGCGGUGACGAAGAGUCUUGCCUCGAGAAGCGGGUUUACUAUCGCUUGAUCUCUGGACUUCAUGCCUCAAUCUCGAUCCAUAUCUGCGACGAAUGGUUCAACCAAACGACGGGUGAAUGGGGUCCCAACCUUGAUUGCUUCAUAUCCCGUGUUGGUAUGCAUCCCGAGCGUCUCGAAAACAUUUACUUUGAUUACGUUGUGAUGCUGCGGGCCGUCUCCAAGAUCUCGGACUUUUUGGCUGGAUACGAAUAUCUGACGGGAGAUGAGUCCGUGGACAGAGACAUCAUGACUUCGGUGAGGGAACUAGUGAGUCUGGUGAAGAACUGUCCGCCCACGUUCAACGAAAAGCUGCUGUUUUUGGAAAACCAGGGACAAGGAAAGCAGCUCAAGAGCCAGUUCAGGGAUCACUUUAGGAACGUAACAAGGGUCAUGGACUGCGUUGGGUGUGAAAAGUGCCGACUGUGGGGUAAGGUCCAGACGCAAGGACUUGGAACGGCACUCAAGAUUCUCUUUUCAUACGACGAUGCCGCUCUUCAGGGCCACAAGGCGAACAGCAUCUUGACACGAUCCGAGAUUGUCACCUUGAUCAACACAUUCAAUCGACUUUCUGAGAGCAUAUCAGCCAUUGAGAGAUUCCAAGUCAUGUAUAAGGAACGUCUCGAGAGAGAGCAAGCCCAGAUUUCGAGCUCAUUCUCAACAAAGUCUUUUAUCAAGGCACCUUCCAAGGAAGAGGAUGAUCGCGAUGCCAUUGUUUAUAAAGUUCGCCACUCAUGUGGUCAUUGA